Messenger RNA from Zophobas morio, 1345 nucleotides. RefSeq lists its product as uncharacterized. The transcript is spliced from 4 exons. Bases 76 to 1011 code for a protein of 311 amino acids. The record is from RefSeq and is a predicted model, not a curated record. Gene Ontology annotation, biological process: arachidonate secretion; phospholipid metabolic process. Lineage: Eukaryota; Metazoa; Arthropoda; Insecta; Coleoptera; Tenebrionidae.
GUAAACUUUGGCGCAUUUGUGACUUUACGUUACAGACGCAUAUUUUUUUGCGAAAGCUUCUUGAGUUUUAAAAUAAUGGGUGGCAUUGUAACGACAAAAAAAGACAAGUUUAUAAAAAAAAGGUUUAAAGCCAAACACAUGUUGUGUGGCCUUUUUAUCGGUUCACUGAUAGCAGUGGCUCUUAUUGUUGCUAUAUACGUAACAACACUAGACAGAAAACCUCUAACAAAUAUACAAAGGAUUAAAUUUGGGACUGAAAAAUCUGAACCAAAUCCUAUUCCAAGCGAAGCCAACUCCCUUCCUCCAGAAAAUGACGGCUUCAAAAACAUACUACAAAAUUUUCUACGGCUGGAAAAGCAGGAAACUUCUAACCCCAACAAGGUAGAAGAAACCAGAAAUGAUCUAAAGACAUCAACUACCAAAACCGUUGAUCCCCAACACGCAGACACGGAUCAGUUCGAUAUUACGGAUUUAGUUGGAAACGUGAAAGAUUUGCUUCCACUCGUAAACGUUAACUCAACCAUGCAGAAAAUCCAGAACUAUUCUGUAAAUGUUUUAGCUGGGAAAGUAAAAAAGUUGAUGGUACCAGGUACAAAAUGGUGCGGCAGAGGUAGCGUGGCAGCGUCAAUUGGAGAUCUUGGUGCAGCUCGAGAGGCUGAUCUUUGCUGCAGGGAACACGAUGGUUGUACUGAUAUUAUUGAAGUAGGUGAAACCAAACACGGUCUAACCAACAAAGGGUUUUUCGCUUUGUCUGCCUGCUCCUGCGAGGAUAAACUAUUGAAGUGUUUAAAAAAAGUCGACAGUUUAGUUGCUGAUAUAAUAGGAUUUGGGUACUUCACGCUUUUCAGGAUUCAAUGCUUCAAGGAAGAUUACCCCAUAGUUGGGUGUAACAAGUGGCAGUAUACAAGUUUUGUGUACAAAAAAAGAGAUAUUAAAAGAUGCGCAGAGUAUGACUUGGAUUUGAAGGGUACCAAAAAAUAUCAAUUUUUUGAUACUGGUUUCUACUGUUAAGUUGUCUGGGGGAUGUUAAGGUUUUUGGUUAAUUUUGACAAAACAGAGUCUUAUUUGUUAUAAAUAAUUAGGUAUCAAAUUGUUUGUUCGCUUUAAGUGUUUUCAACUAAGUUAAGUGAUACUUAGUGAUGUAAUAAGCAAAGAUGCUUGCUAACCUUGGUUCGGUAAACCACUAUUUCGUAUUCGUAAACAUGUUCUCUUUAAGUAUUCGUUAUUUCACAUUUUGUCUGUUUAUACUUGAAAAAUAUAUUGCGGGCAUUUGGUGUUUCUUUCUUUAUUAGUUGUUAAAUGAAGAUACAAAUUUUGCAAGCAUCUACAAACAAUUGUUCAUUAA